CAGCUGUGCUCUGAGCGCGAGGCGAAGACGAGGGGAAGGGGGUCGGAGGCGCGCGUGCUCGCUCUCACCAGGGUCAGUCCCCUCGAACAGUGAGCGCGAGGAGAGGGAGAGACAGGGCAGGCAGGCUCGCUCGCUCGAGGGACUGAGCUGUGAAGCGCGUGCGCCUCCUCGGGCGCGAGGAAGAAAAGCCCUCACUUGCCGGGGACCAAGCCGGGGCAGGCAGGAGACGAGAGGAAAGGGGGAGACAGACGCAGCCAAUUGGGAGGUGGGACAGAGGGGUCUCCCACCAAUCGGGGACGGCGGAGACAAGAAGCCUGCCAGCCAGGGGUGUGCUUGUGGGAGCCUCCCCGCCAAUCGGAGCAGCGCGCCAAUCGCGGGCUAGCCAGCACCAGAGAGCGCGGAGUCGGGGAUGUCCUACAAGCCUAUCGCGCCUGCCCCCACCAGCUCCGGAGCCGCCGGCACCAGCAGCAGUAGCAGCAGCGCCAGCCCCGCCCCCGGACCCCCGCCGGUCGCCACGAGUGUCCCAUCUCCAUCUGGAUCUGUCCCUGGAGCUUCUGCCCCCUUCCGACCCCUCUUCAACGAUUUUGGGCCCCCAUCGAUGGGCUACGUGCAGGCUAUGAAGCCACCAGGUGCCCAAGGCUCCCAGAGCACAUACACAGACUUGCUUUCUGUCAUUGAGGAGAUGGGCAAGGAAAUCCGACCUACCUAUGCAGGCAGCAAGAGUGCUAUGGAGCGGCUGAAACGAGGGAUUAUUCAUGCCCGGGCGCUGGUAAGAGAGUGUCUGGCAGAGACAGAACGCAAUGCCCGUACGUAACAGUCGCUUCCUCCUGGCACUACCCCUGGAGGAUCCUGGAAAUUCCUGGCAAAUCAGCAUUUUGGAAUCUGGAGAUUUCCACCCCGCCCCUUCAAAUUUUUUUCACCAAUCAGUGUCUCAAGGCCUAGAACUGCAAUCGCUUUCAAAGACCUUUAUACCAAUUGGCAACUAAGAAUCUGAAACUUCUUCUGCUACAUCACAGAACUUCCCACCAAUUGGCACUCUGGGAGUAGGUGCAGAAAGAGUUCACUGCACACACCUUCUGGUCAACCACUGAGAAUAAUGGCUGGUAGCAAAUCCUAUGUGUUUAUAAAAUGUGUGGGAUUUUUUAUAUAAAUAAAAGGAAAGGUUUGGAAUUUGGAUGAUCCCUUCUUCACUGUGGUUUUCUAAUUUUUUUUUCAUGUGCUGGUGUAGGAAUAUUCUCUUCCUCACUAAGACAUUGAGGGCCUGUAUUGCGAGAUGUGCUUCCUUAGUAAAGCAGCAUGCAGCCCUCCCUGACUAUUGUAACAAAAGCCUUAGCCAGCUGUCUCUGAGCCUGUAUUGGAAAACUUGUAAUAAAAUAUUUCUACUCAUA
Elgaria multicarinata webbii is the source of this 1388-nucleotide messenger RNA. RefSeq names its product cyclin dependent kinase 2 associated protein 2 (gene CDK2AP2). Lineage: Eukaryota; Metazoa; Chordata; Lepidosauria; Squamata; Anguidae. The record is from RefSeq and is a predicted model, not a curated record. The transcript is spliced from 4 exons. Bases 410 to 814 code for a protein of 134 amino acids. Gene Ontology annotation, biological process: regulation of microtubule cytoskeleton organization; negative regulation of G1/S transition of mitotic cell cycle. Gene Ontology annotation, cellular component: nucleus; cytoplasm; microtubule.